Rosa rugosa (rugosa rose) is the source of this 1386-nucleotide messenger RNA. Its product is annotated as protein FAR1-RELATED SEQUENCE 5-like. Gene Ontology annotation, biological process: regulation of DNA-templated transcription. The record is from RefSeq and is a predicted model, not a curated record. NCBI's taxonomy places the organism in Eukaryota, Viridiplantae, Streptophyta, Magnoliopsida, Rosales, Rosaceae. The transcript has a single exon. The coding region runs from base 1 to 1386 and encodes 461 amino acids.
AUGAGCUUAAACCCUUCAAGGGUCAGCAAUUUAAAACAUGGGAAGAGGCACAUGUUUUUUUAUACCAAAUAUGCAUAUGCAGCUGGGUUUAUUGUACGAAUUGGUUCCAGUAAAAGGAGUAGAGCAACUAAUGAGUUUAUAAUGAAAGAGUUUUUUUGCAAUAGACAAGGAAAUAGUCCGAUUGAAUUGACUGGUGAUGAGAAAAGGAUUCGUGGUGUAGUAAGGGAGGACUGUAAGGCGAGAAUGAUAGUUGUGAGAGACAAGUCUGGUGGAUUUGUAGUCAAUAUAUUUGAUGAAGCUCACACUCAUCCUAUGACAAGUCCAAAAAGACUCCACUUGCUGAAGUCCAAUCGUCGACUUACUAAAGCUCAGAGAUCAUUAUGGGAACAACUAUCCAUGGUAAACAUACCCACACACCAGCAAUUUGACAUUCUUGGAGUGCAAGCAGGAGGAUUUCAGUACAUUGGUUGUACACAACAAGAUUUGUACAAUCUUAAAAGGGAUAAGCGUAAAGAGACAAAAGGGCAUGAUGGAGAAAUGUUGCAUGACUACUUUCUGCUAGAGCAAGAAAAAAAUUCCGGGUUCUUUGUCACAAUAAAGGCAGAUGUUGAAAAUAGGAUUACUCAUUGUUUUUGGGAUGAUGCAAUUUCGAGACAGUCGUAUAAGUUUUAUGGUGAUGUGAUUAUCUUUGACACAACAUACCAAACCAAUCGGUAUAGUUUGAUUUUUGCACCAUUGAUGGGGAUAAAUAACCAUGGUCAGACAAUUGUGUUUGGAGCUGCAUUCUUAAGUGAUGAGACUACAGCUUCGUUUGUGUGGUUGUUGAAAGAAUUUUUGAAUGCUAUGCCAGGGGGUCCUCCUAAAAUGAUCCUUACUGAUCAAGAUCCAUCCAUGGAAAAAGCUAUUUCUGAAGUCCUCCCAGACACAUUUCACAGAUAUUGUAGCUGGCAUAUCUUGAGAAAGUUUUCUGAGAAGCUUGAUGCAAUCAAAUUCAGAGAUCACUAUGAUGAAUUCAGAAAUUGCAUUUACUCAUCUGAGAAUGCAGAGGAGUUUGACUUCAAAUGGAAAUCAGUUCUUGCAAAAAGUGGAUUAAGUGGACAUAAGUGGCUGCAAUCAAUUUAUGAAUUUCGGUUUAGAUGGGUGCCGGCUUAUAUGAACCACAUUUUCUCAGCUGGCAUGUCAAGUAGUCAACGAGCAGAAAGUGCGCAUUCCUUUUUUAAGGAUUAUGUUUCUCAUAAAAAUUCUCUAGUGGACUUCAUGGUUCAGUUUAGUCGGGGUCUUUUACACAAACGGCAUGAGGAGUUGAUUUCAGAUCACAUUGACAUCAAUGAGAAGCCAAGAUUUAAUUGCCCCAUUAAGAUGGAAAAGCAAAUGGCUGCUAUUUAA